Neolamprologus brichardi is the source of this 881-nucleotide messenger RNA. The record is from RefSeq and is a predicted model, not a curated record. Lineage: Eukaryota; Metazoa; Chordata; Actinopteri; Cichliformes; Cichlidae.
UGAUGCUCUCUGCAUCCUGCUUUCACACAGCUACAGCAGGAGGGAGGGGAGCUCGAAGCGCGACUGGGAAAUCAUCUCAACACAGGAGCAAAAUAACAAUUUUCUUCGCUUUAGUCCUUUGAGAUAGAUGUAAACAUUUAAUAUGACCGCAGAAACAAAAGGAGCUGAUGUAGCCUAUUCCUGACUGUUCACUCAAAACGUCCGGAAACAGCGCAAAGCGGCUCAGUGAAAGUCUCACUUUACACUCCGUGAAGGUAAAGCAGGAUAACCAGGAGACCAUGAGCGCGCAAGUCAACGACCCCGAGAGUAUACUGUGCUACCAGAGGCCUGAUGAGGAGGUGGUGGUAGAUCAGGGAGGAACCAGCUCUGUGCUGAACAUCCACUAUGAGAAGGAAGAACUAGAAAGUCACAGGACUCUGUUUGUUGGGGUCCGGAUGCCCAGGCAGAGCCAUCGUCACCACAAAGGUCAUGGUUCCCGCCACCGCAAGAGAGACAGAAGGGCAAGCAGCAUUGCAGCACAACAAAGCGAGGAGCAUGAGACAACCAGUUCUAGUCAUGACACACCAUCCCAGCGGGUCCAGUUCAUUCUAGGCAAUGAGGAGGACGCUGAACACAUGUCCCAUGAGCUGUUCACCGAGCUGGAUGAGAUCUGUGUCAAGGAUGGCAAGGAUGCUGAGUGGAAAGAAACAGCCAGAUGGCUGAAGUUUGAGGAAGAUGUGGAGGAUGGUGGAGAAAGGUGGAGCAAGCCUUACGUUGCUACGCUUUCCCUCCACAGUCUAUUUGAGCUGCGCAGUUGCAUUAUCAACGGCAGCGUAUUGCUUGACAUGCAUGCUGACUGCAUUGAAGAGAUCGCAGGUGGCAAUGUGUCAGAGUGGUGUUGA